AAUAGUCUGCAUAUUUUGCCUCAAUAUUACAUAACUUUCAUUUAUCCCAUAUUAAAUUCGUAAACGAACUAUUGCCUGCUAUUUUACAAGUUUAGCAGCCAUUGCCACAUUGGCUUUCAAACCCUCUACUGGUUGUAAACACUGCUAGGUGAUUGCUGUAUUGCUAAGUAAAUAUUUAAUAUGGUGCAUUGUAAUUGUAGUAUAAACUGCACCUAGCUUUCCGUGCUUUAUAGGACUCGCAUACAAUAUUUUGCAAAUUGUUUAGAAAUGAAAAUUACUUUUGUAGUUGUUAUGUAAAAGCUACUAAAGGAUAAACACUAAUAGUACGGCACCUCUCAAACUUUUAAGUCAUUCCAUGUCAGCUGUUCCUGGAAGGAAAACGCAAAAUUAAUUCUAAAGUCACAUCCGUGUCGUAUUUAAAAUGUUUUAAAAUUUAAAUAUGGUUGUAAGUGGUGAAUAGUGGUAUAAUUAUAAGUUGGUUUAUCCGAUAUACUAUAUGUAUGUGACAGCAUAAUUGUUUCAAGUGCCAGCUUUAGUGGUGAAAAGAGAAGUUGCAAAAUAAGUUGCGAAAUGUCUCACAUGUGCUAUUCUAAGUUUAGUGGCAAUGCAAUCUAGUAGCUUCUAAAAUCUAAAAUAUGCAAGAAGUCUUAUAGCAAAUCUAUAUAUUAAUAAAUAAAAGGUUAUUUGACAGAAAUCCAACAGAGUAAAUAGAAAGUUAUUUGACAGAAAUCCAACAGAGUCCUUUCAGAGUGUGUCUGGUUGUUGCUAAUAUUUAAUGGCAUUAUCAUGAAGCUGCUAAAAAAUCAAGAACUUUCUGCAGGUGAGGCUUUUUAUUUCAAUGUAUUGUUAUUAUAAAUAAUUUUUAACCCUCUUUUAAGCUUUUUAACCGUUUCUUUUUAUAUUUUCUUGAUUGCAAGAAGAACAUUUCUAUCAUAGACUUUCGGAAAAUGUUUGAUGGUAACAUGAAAAGUUAUAAAGCAAUUAUCUAGCUGAUUGAUACCACCAAAAUUUUGUUAGUAGUUUUUCUUGAUUAUUUAAACUGCUGGCUCCAGCGUUUUUUAUUUCAAUACUGGUAUUUAUACAGCUGUUCGAACAGCAGACUCACGAUAAACGUUUUUGUUGAAAAUACAAGAAAACACUUACUUAUAGUAAUGGGGACAGCUUGGUAUAAAUCAGUGAAAAAUGUGCUUUAAUUCAGAUAUAUUUUAAAACAAUUAUGUAUGUAUGUACAAGCGAAAGCUCUGAGUGCAACAUUUAGAUUAAAUAUUUCUUUUGUCAUUUUACAUAAAACAAAAAGGUUAAAAAGUGCUUAAUGUAAUUACAAAAAAAAUCCGCUUAAACGCAACUCGAAUAUAAAAAUAUAUGAAACAGUUGCUCGAAAACUUUUUAUGCAAUUUCCAUUCAAUAUUUUCGUUUUCGAUUAAACAAAAGCACAAGUAAAUAAUACCAUUUAAACAAAAUGCAAAAGCAACUCAUACAAAAUUUAUAAAUAUUUCAAUUGUUCGGCAUAAAAUCACACGUUUACUUUAUUGCGUUAACAGUCGCCGGGUAAAAAGUGAGCCCACAGUAUCAGCGCACUAAAAAUGAAUUUCUUAAUAUUUACAAUAUUUUUAAUUGUAUACAGCUACAAUGCUGCCGCACAGCGUUGUGUACCGCUAGCCAGUUCCACUUGCACCGGAGCAGCUAACUCAGGCACAACUGGACCCGGUUGUUUAGCCGGCACUAGAUGGGCGUACGAUCCAACCAACAGGGUAUGCACUGCCUUUACUUAUCAAGGCUGUGGUGGAAAUAGGAAUCGUUAUUGUUCGCGUGUGGUGUGUGAAAGCAGAUGUCGUCGUACUGCUAGUCCGAGGGUUGUUGUUGGUUGAAUAAAUAAAUAAAAAAUUUAUAAUAUUACUAUUCUAGUUAUAAAUGCU
This is a messenger RNA of Bactrocera neohumeralis, 1916 nucleotides long. RefSeq names its product kunitz-type serine protease inhibitor bitisilin-2-like. The transcript has 2 exons. Gene Ontology annotation, molecular function: serine-type endopeptidase inhibitor activity. Bases 1584 to 1868 code for a protein of 94 amino acids. The record is from RefSeq and is a predicted model, not a curated record. NCBI's taxonomy places the organism in Eukaryota, Metazoa, Arthropoda, Insecta, Diptera, Tephritidae.